ACCCGGAUGUGCUAGGCCAUGUGCAGUCCCCACCGUGCAGCUCUCCCACACGGCUCGUCCUUCUCCCUCCGCUCAGACGUGCACCUCGCAGCAGCUCCACGCUUUUCACCUCCUAAAGAUGUUUCGUUUACCAACAGUCAUGAAGCAGGUGAGGCCCGUGUGCAGGGCGCUGGCUCCCCACCUCACACGAGCCUACGCUAAGGACGUCAAGUUCGGCGCCGAGGCUCGUGCCCUCAUGCUGCAGGGAGUCGACCUGCUGGCCGACGCUGUGGCCGUCACCAUGGGCCCAAAGGGCCGCAAUGUCAUCAUCGAGCAGAGCUGGGGCAGCCCCAAGGUCACCAAGGACGGCGUGACGGUGGCCAAGAGCAUCGACCUGAAGGACAAGUACCAGAACAUCGGCGCCAAGCUGGUGCAGGACGUGGCCAACAACACCAACGAGGAGGCCGGCGACGGCACCACCACCGCCACCGUGCUGGCCCGGGCCAUCGCCAAGGAGGGCUUCGACACCAUCAGCAAAGGCGCCAACCCCGUGGAGAUCCGCCGCGGAGUCAUGAUGGCCGUGGAGACCGUCAUCAAUGAGCUGAAAAAUCUCUCCAAACCCGUCACGACCCCCGAGGAGAUCGCACAGGUUGCAACAAUCUCAGCCAACGGAGACGUGGAGAUCGGCACCAUCAUUUCCAACGCCAUGAAGAAAGUUGGCCGCAAGGGAGUCAUCACUGUCAAGGACGGGAAGACUCUGCACGAUGAGCUGGAGAUCAUCGAGGGCAUGAAGUUCGACCGCGGUUACAUCUCCCCUUACUUCAUCAACACCGCCAAAGGUCAGAAGGUUGAGUUCCAGGACGCCUACCUGCUGCUGAGUGAGAAGAAGAUCUCCAGCGUCCAGAGCAUCGUGCCAGCUCUUGAGAUCGCCAACCAGCACCGUAAACCGCUGGUCAUUGUGGCCGAGGACGUGGACGGAGAGGCCCUCAGCACCUUGGUGCUCAACAGGCUGAAGGUCGGCCUUCAGGUUGUGGCUGUUAAAGCUCCAGGCUUCGGAGACAACAGGAAGAAUCAGCUGAGGGACAUGGCCGUCGCCACCGGGGGAACCGUGUUCGGAGAUGAUGCCGUUGGUAUUGCUCUGGAAGACAUCCAGGCUCACGACUUCGGUAAGGUCGGCGAGGUGCAGAUCACCAAAGACGACACCCUGCUGCUGAAGGGAGGCGGAAACCCGGCUGAUGUGGAGAAGCGCUCGGCGGAGAUCAUCGAGCAGCUGGAGAACACCACCAGCGACUACGAGAAGGAGAAACUCAACGAGAGGCUCGCCAAGCUGUCCGACGGAGUCGCCGUGCUCAAGAUCGGAGGAACGAGUGAUGUGGAGGUGAACGAGAAGAAGGACCGUGUGACUGACGCUCUGAACGCCACGCGGGCGGCUGUGGAGGAGGGAAUCGUACCGGGCGGAGGCUGUGCUCUGCUGCGCUGCAUCCCAUCGCUGGAUACCGUCAAAACCGCCAACGCUGACCAGAAGAUCGGUGUGGAGAUCAUCAGACGGGCGCUCCGUAUUCCCGCCAUGACCAUCGCCAAGAAUGCCGGCGUGGAGGGUUCUCUGGUGGUGGAGAAGAUCCUGCAGGGCUCAGUUGAUAUCGGCUACGACGCCAUGCUGGGAGAAUACGUCAACAUGGUGGAGAAGGGCAUCAUCGACCCCACCAAGGUGGUGAGGACGGCCCUGCUGGACGCCGCAGGAGUCGCCUCCCUGCUCUCCACUGCCGAGGCCGUGGUGACGGAGAUCCCCAAGGAGGAGAAGGAGAUGCCAGGAGGCGGCAUGGGCGGCAUGGGAGGAAUGGGAGGCAUGGGAGGAGGCAUGGGUUUCUAAGCCGAUCCUCCUGACCUGCUGUACAGACUUAGUGGUGCUGGUGGUGCUGGCGAGGUGGCUGAGGAGAAAUCCUCCACGAAAACUGCAGCCACCUCCACCAAACUUUGCCCACACCGACUGGCCACGAUGAGUAUGUUGGAGCUGCAAACGUUUGAUGACCCCCCCACUUUCCACUACGUCACACGAUGAUUCUGCCUCUUCGUCCAGGGUUUCUUGAGGAGUCUGCCUCGCCUGAGGACGAGAGCCCAUCAAGCCUAGUUUACUUCACCUGUACUCCGCUCUAAAGGCUUAAAACAUCCAACGGAGAGAAACAUACCUACACAGAUUUCAUAGUAAACAUAUUGUUGUAUCUGCAUUACUGCAAAGAGAGAGCGAGAAAAGAUGCCUAGCCUGGAAUAUGUCCGUGUCCUUUUUAUUUUGUCAUAGUAUUUUGUUAAUUCUUGUUCUUUUUUUAUAUAUAUAAUAUAUCUGUAGUGUUUUGUUUCCCUCCGGCUAAUAUCAUGUCAUUUGAUUUAAUUAAACCAUUUUUUCUUACAGAGCUUUGAGCAUUGUUUUUGUGACUUUCUCUGAAGUGAUAUUUGCAUUUUAUGUCCGUGUGCGUGACCACGAUGGGUGAAGAGUGCCUACAUUACCAGAGUUUGAGUUUCACCAGGGGCCUGUUUCUAAAAGCUGUUAAAUUUAAGAUGAUGUUUACUGAGAUGUCUGUGGGAGUCAUUAUUAUCAUGCAUGCAGCAUUGUGAGGUUUUUGAGCAUCAGCCAGUAUGUCGAUAAUCUCUAUUAGUCCAUGAUUGUUGAUUUAAAAAAUAUAUAUAAAAAAUGGCUGAUUGAAUGUGAGACGUGGGGUUUGAGUUACAAAACAGUUUGGAUCGUCCAAGGUCUCGGCUACAAAGUCUAAAUGUGAAAAUGUGUGGUGUCGUUUUGCUGUUAAACAUAUUUCCUCAUACGCUCUGCUUUAACUACAAAAAACCAGAUAUAUUACUUACAUAAAACACACAGGGUGUUACUCAUUUGCAAAAUGGCAAAUAACAUCGAUCAUUCAACUUGUUUUGUACGAUAUAUACGAUGAUUAAUGGUGAUUUUCUUUUUUUUUAUUUAAUAAAUUCAAUUGUUCAGA
Anoplopoma fimbria (sablefish) is the source of this 2963-nucleotide messenger RNA. It is a transcript of the gene hspd1, whose product is annotated as heat shock 60 protein 1. Bases 119 to 1849 code for a protein of 576 amino acids. Gene Ontology annotation, biological process: positive regulation of interleukin-6 production; positive regulation of type II interferon production; apoptotic mitochondrial changes. NCBI's taxonomy places the organism in Eukaryota, Metazoa, Chordata, Actinopteri, Perciformes, Anoplopomatidae. The record is from RefSeq and is a predicted model, not a curated record. Gene Ontology annotation, cellular component: mitochondrial inner membrane; mitochondrial matrix. Gene Ontology annotation, molecular function: protein-folding chaperone binding; ATP binding; ATP-dependent protein folding chaperone. The transcript has 11 exons.